Messenger RNA from Zea mays, 1242 nucleotides. RefSeq lists its product as uncharacterized. The coding region runs from base 244 to 471 and encodes 75 amino acids. The record is from RefSeq and is a predicted model, not a curated record. The transcript has 2 exons. Lineage: Eukaryota; Viridiplantae; Streptophyta; Magnoliopsida; Poales; Poaceae.
UUUGCACGAGUUUGCGCUGCGCUCUCGCCCCCUCCGCGCGCCUUGGCCUCUGCCUCUAUAUACAUACGGCCAACCGGGCGCCGGCCACCGGCCACCACCAGAAUCCCAGUUCCACCGUAUCUAUCACUAUCAGUCGACGCCGACGCUCCUCCAUCCUCUGCCAGUACCAGGUCGCCUUUUUUUUUGCAGUUCUUCCUCGCUCUGCUCCAAGGCCGGCGCAGCGCAGGAGAUCGAAGGGGAAGGAUGAUGGCGGCGAUGGGCGGCGCGGUGCGGGUGCUGUGCGGCGCGGAGAAGGAGCGGGUGGUGGGCACGCGCAAGGCGCCCGGGGCGUGCCCGCGCUGCGGCGGGGCCGUGGUGGCCGUCGACGUGGAGAGCGAGCGCCGCUUCCUCGGCCUGCCGCUGUGCCUCCAGAGCAAGCGCAAGUACUCCUGCACCCGCUGCCUCCGCCGGCUCGUCACCCUCUACAGCUGAGAGCUCAAGAACGAGCUACACUACGCUACACAUGCACCCCUCGAUCUCUUCUUGCCAAGCGCCCGCCGGCCCGCCCGUCGCCGAUGACAAAAGCUCCGGUGGCUACAGCUCGAUCGGCCUCUUGGAACUUCGACAAGAAUUAAUAAUCUGCUUCGAUUUUUAUUGACUAAGGAUAACUGUGUAGGAUCGUCGAUUUCACAAUAACGACCGUCAACGAGCCGGAGCCGCGCGCGAUGGCCAGUGCCUCUCUGCCUCUCGUCGUAUGGCGACCGGCACCGGCAGUCAGCAGAGGCGGCGAACAUGCGCGCGCGAUAGAGGGAAGAGCCCGCUAGCUAGCUCGCCGUUAUGCUGCGUCCAUCUAUCACCAUCUUUGCUUGGAAGUACUAGUAAAUUACUAGUGUACUGUAGUAAAGAGAGAGUGCAACUUCUCCUCACCGGCCGGAGCGACGACUUCCGCCUGCUGCUCACUGUGGAGUGUGGACCGAUCCGGGACUCCUCAGUUGAGAACUUGAGAUGACUGGCGCAAUGGCCAUGGACUCUGGCGAUUUAGCCUCCAUGCAUGCUCAUAGCUGACACGAUCUAUGGGCCCGGCCGGUUGGUAUAGUUGGUACCAACUCAGAUAGGUCGAUACCGACUGUCAUGUAUCGUCUUUUGAUUGGUAGUACAUGAUAUUUUGAUAUCCAAAAAACUAAAAGAAUAUGUUUAUGAACUAUGUAUCCCUUUAGUUUUAGAUAUUAUAUUUUUUAUGUUUAUAAAUAUGUCGAUUUUAUU